GUAUCCGGAAAUGAACUGCUUUCGAAUGCAGCCGUAGUUUAAACUUAAUUGUACUUUAAGGUCUUAAUAUAAUGCGUAGAUACUGUACAAAUACUCGGUAACAAUGUAUCGUGGACUUCUGCCUAAGGGUUUGACGGAUUUAGAACUUAGUUCAGAUGAUGAGAUCGAUGCUGCAAGUCAAGAACCACAGUCAAAAUCCAAAGGUCUUGUUGGAUCUCUGCAUAAUAGCGAAGGAGAACAUGGUGGGGCAGCUGUAGAAAAAGAGCCUUGCACUGCCAAUGUAAUAGAAAAUGAUCCUUCUCCUGACUGCAGCUUACCAGGAAUUUCACAAGAAAUGUGGCAAAAAUUCAAAGAGCUACAGAAGAAAAAGGAUGAGCUCAAGACAACAAAGCUGUACAGAAAAGGAAAACGGCAGAGAAAAAAGAAGAAAGUUAAUAAACCUGGAACUGAGAGUAUGGAAUCUAACCAAAAAAGAGAACAUCAGGUGGAGCACGAAAAGCAUUGGGGUGGCCUCAAGCAGUACUUUGGCAUCAAUGAUAGAUUUCAGCCCCCUGCUAGUGGCGACCUCACUCCCCAGUCCGGCCUAGAAAAGAGCAUAGAGAGUGCCAUAGCUGGAGGGGACUUUGCCAAGGCGGAGGAGAUGAGCGACAGACUCGCCACACGAGAGCUGGCCGUGAAAAUUGCAAAAGCGGCCGAUUGCCGUGACUUUGUGCAAAGCAAACAGGAAGCAGAGGCUUCGCGGGCAGCUCAGAAAAGGAAGAAGCAAAUUGCUUGGGGGUUUGAAGCCAAGCAAAGAUGGGAGACCAAAAGCAAUAUGGGAUACAUGUGACAGACAUGGAGACAUUGAAUCAUUGAAGACAUUUGAAUUCAUGUUAUGUUUUCAAAUGAGUUAGCAGUCUAGCUCCUUCACAUGUCUUUAUAUAUCACAACAAUAACAGAUCAAAUUAAACAGAGCAGCACACGCAGUAUCUAAGAUGUACAGCAGACUUGAGAUCUCUCUCUCUCUGUGUAUGUGUGGUGUACUUAACCUGUAGGUUCACAACAUCUUGAGUGUGAGUCUUGGUACUUUAUGUCUUGGUAUAUUCAAUUAGAUUUGUGAUGUUGCCUUGUAUGUCAUUUGUAUUUCAACAAACAUGGAAGUUUGUACACAUUCACAGACGGUUUUGAGAAAAAGGAUGGAAAAAAGAGAAUGCAAAGCCCAUCCAGUAUAAGGCAAGAAUUACAAAAUGUUCAAAUUAAUUCUCCCCAGGCACUCCAUGGUGGCUGUAUUGUGUUAUUUUUCAUUCCAUUUCUGUGAUUUGAGCUUUUCUGGUCCCUUUCCUAAAAAUUAAAUCUGGUGUACAUUA
Messenger RNA from Osmerus eperlanus (European smelt), 1346 nucleotides. It is a transcript of the gene fam204a, whose product is annotated as family with sequence similarity 204 member A. The transcript has 7 exons. The record is from RefSeq and is a predicted model, not a curated record. Bases 104 to 829 code for a protein of 241 amino acids. NCBI's taxonomy places the organism in Eukaryota, Metazoa, Chordata, Actinopteri, Osmeriformes, Osmeridae.